UGCAUCCCUAGAUUGUAAAUGACCGUCGCGACACAUGGGAGUUUCUGCUUUUAGAAAGAAAAGUAUAAUUGAAGUUUCCUACAGUUGACGAACAUUUCAGCGUUGAAAAGAGCGAGCGAACAAGCGGCCGCCAGUGUCAGAGCGUGCACUGCCGGUGAUAACUUGGAUAAUAAUCUACGAUCAAACCCUCGACGAUCAUGUUUACCGCCGGCGCCUCCACGAUCAAAAUCAAUUUGUCAUCUCUAACUUCUCCUUCCUUUCGCUUCCUUUCCUCUACCUCUUCCUCUCCUUCACUACAAACCAAAUCACGGGAUUUCACUCCCUUGACGAACGUUUCGCUUUCCACAGGAAAACGACGAUAUCUCUGCUCUGUCUCUGCAUCUAAAUCUGAAAAUGGAUUCACGGGAUCCUCUUUUCAGGGAGAUGAAUCGUUUUUCAGGAGUGUAUUGGAAGGCAUGGAAACGGUUUAUUUGAACAGGAAUCCCACGGCGAAAGCUGUUUUGGGGCUGGUUCAGUCAGCCGACGGCGAACGCAUUUGCUAUGAUCAUUUUGCUUUCAGGACAUUUGGGGUGAAUGGUCACGGAAUUGAUUCCAUGGCAAGUAUUUUCCUGGAUUACGGUUAUACACAGAAGGAGGAACUGAGAUUUCCUGUUAAAAAAUUGAGAGCACUGUGGUUUUCGCCUCCCAGUAAUCUUUCCGAUGCUGGCAGUGGCAUUAAAGGGCCUCUGCCUAGAAUUUUCAUAUCGGAGCUUCUUGUGGAUCAGAUGAGCCCACAAGCGCAAGAAAUCAUUAAAAAAUAUGUGGAGAUAUCUGCAAGCGGAUAUAAACAUGCCGCUCUUGCAAGUGCUUUAGGCUCUCUGACAUGGAAGAAGCCCUUGUAUUCUGAAUUUCAGCAAUUAGCAAGGGAGAGUGAAUAUGCUGCCUGGACACUUGUCAAUGGUUAUGCAUUAAACCAUGUUACCAUUUCCACUCAUCGGCUGAAAUCUCAGUUGAGAAGUAUCAAACGCCUCAAUCAAUUUAUUGAGGGCAGUGAGUUCAAAUUAAAUUCCGAAGGGGGCAUUCUGAAAGUGAGUCCUGAUGGACUUCUGCUACAAAGUUCAACUGUGGCGGAUUCGAGUACUUUCCAAUUUUCCGAUGGGGUGACCGAAUCAGUUCCUUGUUCAUAUAUUGAAUUUGCUGAACGCCUUGUGUUGCCGCAAUACAAAAAUCUACCAGAAGAAGAGGUUCGGGAAUUCCAUAGGCGAGAUGGGUUUGAGGUUGGAAAUGCUGAUAAGAUAUUUGAGAGCACAUCCAAAGAGCAAUUGACUAGGAGGGCUGCAUAAGAGGCACAUUUGAGGUUCUAUAGGACGCGACCUUCAAAGCCAAGAAAAUAAUAAAUAUAUUUUGUAAAUAAAUUUGAUUAACUUAAUAAAAUUCUGCAACUUUGAUGUGUACAGAGUGCCAGUGUAGCAAAAUAUAAUAAUUGAAGCAGACAAAUCCCUUGGAUGUUUCAAGUGUUGGAUUGGCA
Manihot esculenta (cassava) is the source of this 1507-nucleotide messenger RNA. RefSeq lists its product as uncharacterized. The record is from RefSeq and is a predicted model, not a curated record. NCBI's taxonomy places the organism in Eukaryota, Viridiplantae, Streptophyta, Magnoliopsida, Malpighiales, Euphorbiaceae. Gene Ontology annotation, molecular function: oxidoreductase activity. Bases 198 to 1322 code for a protein of 374 amino acids. The transcript has 7 exons.